Molecule: messenger RNA, 6363 nt
Organism: Mytilus trossulus (common blue mussel)
Lineage: Eukaryota; Metazoa; Mollusca; Bivalvia; Mytilida; Mytilidae
Product: kelch-like protein 5
Exons: 2
Coding region: 307-2838 (843 amino acids)
Molecular function (GO): protein binding
Source: RefSeq, a predicted model, not a curated record
GGUCUUUAAUGAUUGGAAGAUGAUUCUUAAAUCAUUAAACAAUGUUAUGAAUUGAGUUUAUCUAAAAGUGUUGGAAUACUUAGAAGUAUUAAUUAAUUUUUUGCAUAUAAUUUUAAAAGUUUGUGAGAUAAUCCUUGGGAGAUAAUCUUUGUGAUUGACAAGCCAGGCGUAUAUCUCUCCCAUCAUCACUUACAGGGAUGAGAAAUCACGAAUAGUUUAGUCAGUAUCAACCAUCACGAUUAUCGGAUUAUCUCCUAAUAUUUCAUGGAUAAUUUGUAAAAGUUAAGAAUUUAUUUGUUUUUUGAAAUGGCUAACAAGGGAGAUGAAGAUAUCGAUGCUACUCUGAACGGGAAACAUGAUGAACCAGUAGCCAGUUCCGCUAAAGAUUCUAAGGUCAAGAAAGAGAAAAAACCAACAAAAGCCAGAUCUUACAUUGAGCAGAUAAAGAAAAAUUUCUUGCUUCCAACCAAAAGUAGUUCCAGUAAAACUAAGGACGGCCAGAGUUCACCAAAAUCACCCACUGAAGGAAAAUCAAAGUCAAAAUCAAAAACAAAGACUGCUCCUAAACCACCAAGUCCCAAACCAGAAGCUCCUAAACCACCAAGUCCUAAACCAGAAGUGAAGUCAAAAGGCCAGGCACCUAGCAUACCUAAAGAGGCAGUAGAAACCACUGGUCAUCUGACUGCUGAAAUUCACAAAACCAAAGAAAAAGCACCCUUACCACCUGAUAACAAACAAGAUCUAUGUCAACUGAGAGAAAAACCACCAUUACCAAACAAGAAAUCUGAAACUAAAACACAACCUAGUUAUUCAGUAGGAAGUGGAGAUAACUCUGUUAAUACUACACAAAGUAAUACUUCUAAUUCAGGUCCAAGACGUCGGCUAUUUAAAUCUGAUUCUAAUUCUUCAAAGGACUCUAUAGAUUCUGAAGCUCUCAUAAAUGGUUCAUCAGAACAUAAAACAUCAGAUAGAGGUUUAAGGAGGUCUGAUUCAAUAGAACAAGAACGAGUGAAAAAGUUAGAUAUCCCAGAAAACAAGUGCAUUUUAGACUUAGCCAUGGCAACCAGUGCAGAUCAAAACAGUGAAGGUCAAGCCCAAGGACAGUUAGAGUAUAUCUAUGUCACAAACAAUAAACUUAAGUACAUGAACCAAAACUUUGAGAAAGUCAAUGCUAAAAUGUAUGAUUAUAAAUGUGAUGUGAAAUUGAAAGUUGGUGAUCAGAAUUACAAAGCUCAUCGUCAUGUACUGUCGAAUGCUAGUGAUUACUUUGCUGCCAUGUUCUCAUGUGACAUGAAAGAAAAAGACCAGGAUGUUAUUGAAUUGAAAGAGAUCAGUCCAAAAGGGUUCUCUGCCAUGAUGGAUUAUUUCUACCACGGCUACGUUACAAUUGAUCAUGACAACGUCGAGGAUGUUAUCGAAGCUGCCAGGUUCUUUCACAAUGAUUGGCUGUUAGAAUGCUGUUGUGACUUUCUGAUUCGUCAUUUAAGUUUAGAAAACUAUACUGCUGUCAUAACCCUGGCUGAUAAAUAUUGGCUUGGAGACUUGAGAUGGGACAUUUUUAGAUUUAUUGGAGAAAACCUACCAAAUUUAACUCAGCAAGAAAUGUUUUAUUCAAACUUAUCAUUGGAGCUUUUGCUGCAGUUUUUGAUAGAAAAUAUAUAUGCUGAAACUUCUGAAAGGUUUCUACUAGAUGUGAUUCUCAACUGGGUCAAUGCUAACCCUGAUGAAAGAAAGGAGCAUUUACUUUCACUCUUACGACAAAUUCGUUUUCCACUCAUGGAAAUUGAAGAAUUGGAAACUUUGCCAGAGGAAGUCGUCCAAAGUAGAGAAAUAAAAGAUGCAGUUGAAGAUGCAAUGAAUUACAAUUUAAAUUUGAUGGGGCAAUGUCUAAAAAAAGGAGAAAUGUACACGCAGAGAGGUGCAAGGACAGUUAUAACGGUUCUCUCAUUUAGUGAAGAAGGCAAUGUUCUUGUGUAUCGUGACCCAGAAAAACCAGGAUUUUUUGUUGAGCAGCUAGGUCCAGUAGGUCUAGAUACUGUGGACUACCAAGCUUUAAGUCAAGCUAAACUAGGUAACUUUCUGUAUGCUGCUGGUGGAUAUGAUGGAACAUAUUCCAGUACAAACCGUGUUUUCCGAUUUGAUCCACGUUAUAGAGACUGGACAGAAGUGGCAUGUAUGAUUCAACCCAGAGUCUCGUUUUCAAUUUGUAGUUCUGAUACUCAAUUGUUUGUAGCAGGUGGCGUCAAUCGAGUGGAAGAAGAUGAAUCCAUCUUGAAUUCUGUAGAAGUUUACACUGCAGAAGAUAAUUCGUGGACAGAACUUCAGCCAGUACCUGUGAAGUGUUGUGAUGCUGCCAUUGUGUUCCAUAAGAAUUGUCUGUACAUGACUGGAGGUAUCAGCAUUGAUCCAGAAGAUCCCAUUCCAUUAAAUAGCACAUGGUGUCUCAAUCUUGGGGAUGCCAGUGGUUGGGUGCCGAAGCAGAAUCUAUUGACAGGAAGACAAGGUCACAGUAUGAUCCCAUACAAUGACAAGUUAUUGGCGAUUGGUGGUUACACAUCUAAAGAUGACCUUAUGACCUUCAAAGACUGCAUAACUAAUGAGAUGUAUGAUAUUGAAACCAAUCAGUGGACUGAAAUAGCACCAACACCAGAACAUUUUGGACAUUUAUAUCGUCACAAUGCUCUCUAUGGUAACAAGAUAUUUGUUGUUGGAUCUUCUACAGUCGUGGCCAAUCUGUAUGUAUAUGACAUUGAAAGUGAUACUUGGGAAGAAUGUGAAUCUAUAGGCCCUAACAUGCAGAAGUUAGCUAUUCUAGAUGUAGCUUAUCCAUAUUCAUAAACAAGCUUUACAAUUGUUUGUGUAUGGCAGUUGGAGCUUUGAUAUUUAUGCAGUCAAACAAAACGUGUUCAGACUUGUGAAUCCUGGUACCUGAGGAAAUGAUUUUAACUUGUCUGAUUGUCUCCCUUCAGUACACAUUAAUGCACGAAAUAUUUUUCCAGCUUGGCUUGGCUGCAUUUAAGUUAAGAUUUUAAUAAAUAUUUUGCAAUGGUCACUGAAAGUACAAAUUCACCUCCACCGAUAUCAGCUAUUUUUUUUUAUUAUCACAUCAUCAUGAUCAUUUUCAUUUUUCAAAGUCAUAUUUGUUUUGAAACUAAAAAUAUAUAUUAUGACUGAGAGAAAAAAUUGUGAAAUGAAAUGUUGGUUUUGACAGAUAGAAUUUCAUAUGUUAUAAAAUUACAUUUUAACCAAAACUAUUUUAAAACCAAUGAUGCUCUAUGAAACUUUGCUAGUCAGUCAGCAGAUCGAAAUUUAAAUGUAAAAUUUAGUGUUAUGUUUGAUUUUUUUAGUUUUAAUGGCAUUAGUUAAGUGUAGUAAAUUUGAUAAAUAAAUUUAUAUAAAUGAAUAUCCUUUAUAAGGAUAAUUUUCCUAAUAUUUAAGGAGCACUGCGCUAGAUAUGAAUUUGUAAUUUUGAUAAUUUUUGUUACUGCUUUUGAUAUAUUACACAUCUACUGGUAUGAUCGGAAUUGGUUGUAGGAUAAAAGAUAAUGGUUGUUUUAAAGUGAUCACGAUUGUUAUGAUUAUUGUUACUUGUUGUUCAUAACAGGUUGUUUUAUUUAGCAAAAUAUAUAAAUGCAUUUUGAGAAUGGAAAUGGGGAAUGUGCCAAAGAGACAAUAAACCGACCAUAGAAAAAACAACAGCAGAAGGUCACCAAUGGGUCUUCAAUGCAGCGAGAAACUCCAGCACCUGGAGGCGUCCUUCAUCCGGCCCCUAAACAAAUAUAUAUAUAUUGAAUGCCAUACUAAACUCCAAAUUAUACAAAAGAAACUAAAAUUAAAAAUAGUACAAAUAAAAUGCAUUUUUAAUAAAAUAAAUAUCCUAAAUAAUAUUUUAGAAAUAAUAAUUGGCAACUAAUGCUUAUUAAAAGUGUUAAUUUUAUACAUUACCUAGUACCUUUUUUUAAAAUUUCAUAAACAUUAAUUCACUUUUAUUAGUACAAUUUUUUUCUAAUGGUUAUUAUUCCAUGUUGGCUUAUAAUUACAAAGUAUGUGGGAGUAAUAUUUGUUUAAAAUCUUCAGCUAUUAAUGUUGUCUUUUUUAUAAAGAAAGAUCUGCUUUAGUAUGUUAUGUAUGUUUUAAUUGUUUGUCAAUGUUACAAGUGAAUGUAUUGUGGUUGUAUAUUUUGUGACUUUUAAGACAAAUUUAUAGCUUUUAAAGCUUUAGUUAGUUAGUUGUUUGUUAGAGCUUCCAUAUUUACAAUUGUUAAUUCUUUAUAUUAUUUGAUGAAUUUUAUGUUGAUUUUGUUUCAGCAGACAAAUAGUCUGUGUUAAUGAUCACCAUUUUUGCAAUUUUUUUUUUUUAAAUAGUCAGAAACUGUAAAAAGAUUAGUAAAAUAUAAAAAUCUACAAAAUGCCAAAUUACUUAACAUUUAUCAAUUCCUGAUUGAUAAGGCAGUUUUUUCUAUGUCCCUUGAUGUGAUAUAUUUGUUGAAAUUGACAAAUUUGACCAAAAAUGACAUUUUUUUUUUGCAAUUUUAGAUACCAGUAACAGCCAUUCCCAAUUGAAUAUUUUACUCACUUUUAAUAGCAUCUUGCAAAAUGUAGUUUAUUUUUGGCAGGGAAAAAGGGGCACAAUGCUAAAGAGAUUGAGAGAACAAAUACAGCAUGGUUAAUAUUAUGGAUGUUUUUAUUAAUAAGAUAUCAUGUUUGAAGAAACUUCAAAUAUUGUUGUGUUAACACACUGUUAGUGUAUUUAAAGUUUUUGUUUGUACAUGUAUUUACUUGUAUUUUUACACUCUUUUGCAUAAUCUGAUGAUACUAAAUAUAUUUUUUUAUGUUUUCAAAUUACUUUGUUUUAAACUUAUUUUAUCAAACUUAAAUCUUUUAUUAAGCUGAUUGGGCAUAAUGCUGCAUGGGGAUUUGCUUUCUAAAGUUUUGUGCAUGCCUAAAAACAAUCAGUAUAACUAUUAUUGAUCAAUAACAUGUGGUGAAAAAUAGAAAAGUUUUAGUAAUUCUUUUAACAAAAAUCCUAUAAAAGGGUUUAGUACAUGUGUAUUAACCAGAUAUCAAGUCUGAAAGAUGGUAGCCACCAUUGCAAAAAGAUGUUAGCCACCAUUGCAAAAAGAUGUUAGCCACCAUUGCAAAAAGAUGUUAGCCACCAUGAAAUAACUUAACAAAGAAUCAAGUUAGACUAGGAAAGAAAUAGCAUUAUAGAAAUUACUCAUAAAUUGAGUCCGUAUUGAAAGGGUCUGAAGAACUUUUUUUCAUGAAUCAGGGAUUGAGUGAUUUAUUAAUUGGGAAUUCAAGAGUGGGUCAUUUAAAUAAUGUCAAUUGGUGAAUAGCAGUAUAAUCACUGAAAAUUCAGGAUUUGAUUAUAUAUUAUGAUGUGGGAACAGGCACAUUAUUUUUACAGGAUUUGUGGAAUUGGCAUUUAUUUUCUCAGGAAUUGAGACCCCAUCCCUUUUAUUGAGCAUAAGUAGUAGAAAGAUGAUUAUUCAUUAAAUAAAUGAACCAAAAUCUACAAUCUGGUUACAUAGCAUUACACAGGAGGUAAAAAUAUCUUACAUCUAAGGGGUUCAUGAGAGAAAAAAAUGCUUUGUUGAUUCAUUGAGGUUUUUUUUAAUGUAUAUUCACAUUAUAUACAUAAAAGUUAAUUUCAUUGCAUUUGUGAAAAGCUAGUUAAAGGUAAUUAUUGGGCAUUACCCUAUUUAUUUAAGUAAUUGUAAGAUUCUGUUCAAUCCUCAUAAGACAUUGGCUUCAUUUAUAUUUUGUCACAAAAUAUUGGUUAUUUUAAGUCCAAUGAAAUUUGCAUUUUUGAACACUAAAGGGACCAUUAAAUUCUGUUCUUGUUAUUGAGGUGGAUAUAUUACUGUUAUCUUGUAAUUUUUAUUGACAACAUCAUGAUUGGUAAUACUACUUUAUAUCAAACCAUUUUAUGCAUUUAGUUGGUAUAACAAUUGUGUUUUAUCUGUUUCUUAGAAUUUCUUGUCAAUGCUUGCUGGUUCUUGACUUUAAAUUAAAUAUGAAGUACCAGUAAUUUUUUUAUAUACACCUUACUGCUUAAUAAGGAGGUUUUAUUAUUAUGAAAAUGUUAAUUUUUUGGAACAACAAAUAGUUGUGAUCAGUUUCUUGACAAUAUUAAAAGGAAAUACUAGUAUUUUGAAGUGGCCUUAAAAGUUUAUCUUGUUACUCAUUCAUAUGCAAAUUUAUUUGUACAAAUGUAAUAUGUUUACUUAUGUUUUCUUAAUAUGUUUCUCUUUUACAUUCCAAUGAUCUUUAUAUUUACAUAUAUACAUUGUAUACAUUAAAUUUUUCAUUUUUACUAGUUUAGCUGAGCGCUUGCCACAAUAAAUAUUAUAACUCUCAA